CCACCGCUGCCCCGCGUGGCAGGAGCUCCCCGGUGCCCUGGAACGGAUGGGACGGAGAACGGACUCCAGAUAUAUGCCCCGCCCGCCUUGGAGAAGCUGUCCUUGGGCGGGCUGCUGCUUUAAGAGACGAUGAACAGAACAGACCUUGAACUACGCGCGUUUCCAGCAACAAAGUUACACUCGCAGCCACCGGCCGCUUGAACUUGCCCCUGAUUGCAGGAAUCGAACUCAGUUCGCUCUCACUCACCGCAGGCACACGACCGCACAGCGACCACACCAUGGCGGCGGGAACACCAUCAAACCCGAUCAAGAAGAUCCAGCUGGUGCGCAUCGCCCACGUCUGGUACAAGCACGAGAACGCCGAGGCGGCGAAGAAGUUUGCGCUGGACUUUGGCUUUGUCGAGACGGCCCAGAUCGGCAAGACCACCUUCUACCGGGGAUAUGGCACCGAGCCGUUCGCCCUCGCCAUCGAGGCGGCGGACAAGACCGAGUUCGGCGGAGCGGCCUUCGUCGUCGAGUCGGAGGAGGACCUGGUCCACGCAACCAAGAUCCUCCCCAAGGAGUGCAGGCCAACCGAGGUGCACGAGAUGAAGGACGUCCCGGGCGGUGGCAAGCGCGUGACCUUCUACGACCCCGUCGACGGCUUUCCCUUCCAUCUCGUACACGGCCAGACGCCAGUUGCAUUGGAGGAUCCAGGGUUCCCGCUUCUCAAGUUCAACUACCCCACCGAGAAGAACCGCGGCCCGAACCAGUUCCAGCGCUUCAAGAAGCGGCCCGCGCCGGUGCACAAGCUGGGUCACUUCGGCAUGUGCGUAACCAACUUCGCCAAGUGCUUUGAGUUCUACACGACCUACUUCAACUUCUUCCCGAGCGAGCUUGUGCACACCGAGCAGGGCGUCAACAACACCGUUUUCUUCCGGCUCGACCGCGGCGACGAGCUGGUCGACCACCACUGCUUCUUCUUCUUCGAGGGCCCCAAGAUGCACGUCCACCACUCGUCGUUCGAGACGCACGACUUCGACGCCCAAGUGCUGGGCCACGACUGGCUGCGUCACCAGGGGUACACCAACUGCUGGGGUGUCGGACGGCACGUCAUGGGGAGCCAAAUCUUUGAUUACUGGUUCGACCCCUCGGGCUUCAUCAUGGAGCACUACGUCGACGGCGACCUGCUGGAUAUGCGGGAACCCACGCACCACACCAAGGCCGCGCCGGAUAACUUGCAUGUUUGGGGACCUGAGGUGCCUGCCACGUUCCUGCAAUGAUUGCGCUCCAGCCGGAUGGCGUGACAGAAGGAGAGAUAUUUGCCUUGUGCGAAGGGCUUAGGUGCACGUUGAAUGAGAUCACGAGAAGAUGAGGCGGGCACCACAAUCAAUACUGCUGUUACCGAAAUGGCUGUCUCGAUAGCUACAUCAGAAAGCCCGACCAGCGUCUGUUCCAGCGAUAGGAAUCGGUAGGAAUAGCGUGUAGUAUGGCUUUCUGUAUCUGUAUUUCUCCGCAGCAGAAUCACCUUGAUUUUGAGAUUCAAAAUCCUCUUGGCUAUUAAAUUACUCCGGAGUGGAACAAUCAGCUGUCUGUCCC
Molecule: messenger RNA, 1578 nt
Organism: Thermothielavioides terrestris NRRL 8126
Lineage: Eukaryota; Fungi; Ascomycota; Sordariomycetes; Sordariales; Chaetomiaceae
Exons: 5
Coding region: 279-1262 (327 amino acids)
Biological process (GO): L-methylmalonyl-CoA metabolic process
Cellular component (GO): mitochondrion
Molecular function (GO): methylmalonyl-CoA epimerase activity
Source: RefSeq, a predicted model, not a curated record